Messenger RNA from Microtus ochrogaster (prairie vole), 2221 nucleotides. It is a transcript of the gene Ccdc183, whose product is annotated as coiled-coil domain containing 183. The record is from RefSeq and is a predicted model, not a curated record. Lineage: Eukaryota; Metazoa; Chordata; Mammalia; Rodentia; Cricetidae.
UAGAUGUGUGGUCUUGUCCCUGCCAAUAAUUGGGGACCCAAGAUCCAGGGGGCUGAGGGAGGCAGGAGUCAAGCGGGGUGGCACCAGACAGGGCCAGCACAGGUCUGGAAAAGUUGGAAGACAUGAAACAGUGCUGGGCAGAAGCUGGGGUGGGGCGCUAGGUCACCCAGUGCCCGGGCUUUGAACUGGGAGUAUGGGUUGGAGAGAGAGGUCUCCCCAAGCACUGACAUUGAGGUUAGAUGUAGGAGGCACAGUCGAGCGCUCUGUGGCCCCGAGAGCAGGGGAGAGAACAAGAAGGUGGGGUGCCGGGUGCACAAAUUGCUCACUACCAAGAGGUCUUUGGUGUCCAAUGGAACCCCUGAAGCAGCAGCCUCAGGACUCAUUUCCCUCAGAGCAAGCACCCAGAGGUGAUCUCGAGAAUGAAAUCUGAAAGGAUGGAAUUCCAGGGUUCUCUGGGCAUUGAGAACCUUAGUCCCAUCACAAUGAUCUGAAAUUCCGAGGACAAUCUCAACUUAGGCUCAGUUGUGAGCAGGGAGGCUGAGAGGCACACAGGACUCUUGGAGGACCUUUAGGGCCCCACCAUGAAGAUUCACAAUGAAGCAGCUGUAGAAGCACAGAUACAGGAGCUAAGGACCAUCACUCGGCUCCAGGAACAAUGUCGGGCGCUCCAGAUCCAGGGCGUGAAGGAGAAGACGGCACAGAACAAGGCUACACUAGGCCUCCUGCGCAGCAACCUCCGUCGAGGGGCCCAGGAGUGGGCUUUGGCUAAGAAGUAUGAUCAGCGGACCAUCUCCAAAGCCUGUGGGAAGGAUGUGUCUAUGAGGCUGGCACACCGCCGUUGUUCUAUGGAGGUGGCUCGGGAGAAGCUGCGCAAGUACGUCUUCGACCGUGUGAAUGCACACAACGUACUGAUCCAUCUGGCUCGGCUACGGGGACAGAAGCUGGAGAGCUUGCAGCUGGAGCUGGCCAGUCUGCGGAACCAGCCUGAUGCCACGAAAGACGAGCUAAAGUUGCUGCAGAUUAUCCGCCAGCUGGAGAACAACAUUGAAAAGACCACGCUCAAGAUUACCACCAGCCGGAACAUCCACAUGCUGUACUCAGACCUGCUGGACUACCUUAAGAAGGUGCUGGCGGGCUACCCGACAGAGCUAGACAAGCUUCAGAACCUGGUAACCAACUACUGCUCAGAGCUGUCAGAUAUGACCGUCAUGUCCCAAGAUGCCAUGAUGAUUACUGAUGAGGUCAAGAGGAACAUGAGGCAAGGGGAGGCGACCUUCAUCGAGGAGCGAAGGGCACGGGAAAACCGGCUGAACCAGCAAAAGAAGCUUAUUGACAAGAUCCACACCAAGGAGACCAGCGAGAAGUACCGCCGUGGCCGAAGGGACUUGGAUUUCCCCUCCAAUCUGAUGAGUAUGGAUACCAUGAAGGUGAGGAAAAAAGAAACUUCCAUAGCAGAUAUGGAAUACCAGACAGAAGUGACCACUUUGGUAGAGAGGGUCAAGUCUGCUGUACAGUGCUCCCACCUCUGGGACAUAGCGGGCCGCUUCCUGGCUCAGAAGAACACAGAGGAGAACCUGGAGCUGCAGAUGGAGGAUUGUGAGGAGCGGCGGAUGCAGCUGGAAGCCCUGAUGAAGAAGCUGGAACUGGAAGAGGCACUACUCAAAUUCCACCAGACACCCAGCUCUGUUGGCUUUAAUUCGAUUGAAAAAAAGAUGAAGAACAUGCUAGAAGAGGAAGAAGCAAGGCUCCAGCUGGCCCACAGCAACAUGACCAAGAGCCAGCAGCUGCUGCUGGCUAUCCAGACAGGUAUUGACAACCUCUACAUCCGGCUCAUCGGCAUCACCUUGCCAGCCACCCAGAAAGAAGUAGCAAUGUCGGACACCCUUGAUGUGUAUGGCAAGCUGGAGUAUUGCGAGGGGAAGCUCAUAUACCUAGCUGAACGUGUGCAAAUGUGGACCAGAGAUGAGGAGGUCGACACAAAGGUGAGGGAUGCCCUGGAAUCAUCCACUCUAAAAGAGAAACAUAAUACCAGGAUUACCUUUGAGGACCAAGAGGAGGACAUGAUAGAAACCUUCCAGUUUGCCGACGUGGAUCAUAGCUACGUCCCUUCACGGGCCGAGAUAAAGAAACAGGGGCAGCGGUUGAUCGAGGGGAAGCUCAAGAUGUCCAAAAAGAAGAAAAAGUAACCCUGUCCGGGCUUUAGUAUACAAAUAAAAAUUUU